GUUGGGCCCCAAGGUAAAAAAGGUUAAGAACCCCUGGUCUAUGGUAUUAUACAAAAACAAUGUACAGUAAUGUACAGGCUUUGCAACGUUGUCUUUCUCAGUGUACACAAAUACUGCUUUGAAAGAUGGUGACUACAGCAAGAAAGGAAACCGGUAUCUCGUCAGACGUCAUCCUGUGGGGGAAAAAAUAGCAGAUGUUUGAGUGGAAAGCGGUUUGGAGCGGGGGGAAGAGAAAGAUGAAGGAAGGAAUAAGUGAGUCACAUGUCCUCUAUAUUUUUUCAUCAUCAGGAGUGACAAGGACGUUCUGUUCGCCUGGAUGGGGUGAAAUACUCACUUUAAAACUUUAGAAAGAGAGGGAGAGAGAGAGAGAGAAAGAGAGAGAGAGACAGAGAGAUUGACAGAGUGGGGUAAAUAGUAGUCCUGGGGACUUACUUUGAUGUCACUUUAGUCAGAGUUCAAGCCUGAGGAUUCAGUUAGAGACUGCUUUAGAGGUGAGAGGUGCUUUCCUCACUGGCGCUGCUAGUUGCCAGAAGACCCUGAAGACAAAAAGCCAAUGAGGGACACGAUGUGGAUCUAUGCAGUGUUUACCUUCUUAUUAUCCGAAGCAUGGAGCAUGGAUGAAGUUGUCAGCUAUGUAGCCUUCAACCAGGGGAGUGAAGUUAACCUGACAUGCAUCAAUGAGACGAGGAAGGAGGUGCUGUUUGUUUCCUGGAACAUAGAAUUUAAAAACAAAAGAAUAUGUCGAAUAAGUUUUAUCGAUGGCAGAAGUGAUGAUUUAUGCAAGGAUGGCAAAUCACUCUGGAACACAUCCAGUGGCUUGUCCUACCUUCACAUCCCGAACAUCUCAGAAACCGACGAGGGGCAAUACAAGUGUGAGUCGGUUUACACCGGAGGAAAUGACCAUCAUGUCAUUCAUGUGGCUAUCACAGUUCCUCCAAGUGUAUCGGCCUGGAUAUACCAUAAAGACAACAAGGUGGUUGCAGUGUGCAAGGCUGAAAGAGGAAAACCUGCUGCCAACAUCAGCUGGAAUCAUAUGGAAAACGUUUCAUCUGUACAAAGUGGCUCAAAUGGAUAUUUUACUGUAGAAAGUCGCCUGGAGCUCCUCGAGGGAAUGAACACAGAAAACCUGAGCUGUGCCAUCAGCCACCCAAGCUGGGAAAGGAUAAGGAUAAUCGUACCGAAACUCCAAAAAGGUCAUUCCCUAUGGCUGUAUGCCCUUAUUGUUGGGCUAAUUAUUGUGAUUUCAGCAGGACUUUUGGUUUUUGCACAAAAGAAAAUAAUACCAUUCAGGCGAUGCCAGCAGUCCAACCUCACACAAUCCAAAUCUCCACCGGCAGAAGAUGUGGAGGAAGUGGAGCCCUACGCCAGCUAUGUUCAACGUGUGAACUCUAUCUAUAACUCAUCUGCAGAUCUGUUCACAUAAAAUCCUGCACAUGCAUUGCACUUGAUUCUUUGUGAUAUACUGAGGGUUGAGAAACUGAGAUAUAGUCGCGUAAGAGGAGAGCGAGAUGAAGGGUUUUCCGAUAAAUGAAGGAAAUCUUUCAGUUUAAAGUCUGCCCCAACAGAUCUCUUGACUGCUGGAUCAGGCCACAUAUCUGAUGUCAACCACCGAGUGCACUGCACAGACAGCCCACUCCUCUCGGUGUGUGGGCGUGUUGCUGAACUGCCUCCAGCCGGGCUCAGGACAGCAAGACUGCAGAACUGAUGUAAUUAUUGAACUUAUGGCCUGCAAUUAAAUUAUCAUAAUUGUCCUUAUCAAUGUAAGAUAUUUUUUGGUAAACUGUAAA
Molecule: messenger RNA, 1787 nt
Organism: Pungitius pungitius (ninespine stickleback)
Lineage: Eukaryota; Metazoa; Chordata; Actinopteri; Perciformes; Gasterosteidae
Product: cell surface glycoprotein CD200 receptor 1-A
Exons: 6
Coding region: 554-1423 (289 amino acids)
Biological process (GO): regulation of neuroinflammatory response
Molecular function (GO): signaling receptor activity
Source: RefSeq, a predicted model, not a curated record